UUUCAGAUUUGACAGCACAAAGGAGGCGGCCAUUUUAUUGCUGGUUGGUGAACGGGGGGUGAAGCUGUGGCUUAGUGCCCAGUAGCAUUGUUGUAUUUUUAUUGAGUUAUUUUUCUAAACAUCCGUUUUAACAACGUACAAAACCGUAUACGUACUUAGAGUAAGCAUAGGUGUAUUUAUGUAUUGAGUCGGAAGAAGCAAUGGACGAUCCAAAUAGGAUGAUGGCGCAUAGCGGCGGGCUUAUGGGGCCGCAGGGCUACGGCCUGCCUGGCGGCGAGGGAACUCCAACCGCAGGCGAAGGUGAAGCCCGCAAGCAAGAUAUUGGUGAAAUAUUGCAACAGAUCAUGAAUAUUACAGAUCAAAGUCUUGAUGAAGCGCAAGCGAGAAAACAUACUCUCAACUGUCACAGAAUGAAGCCUGCCCUAUUUUCAGUGUUGUGUGAAAUCAAAGAGAAAACAGUGCUGUCCCUCCGCAACACGCAAGAGGAGGAGCCCCCAGAUCCCCAGCUGAUGCGCUUGGACAACAUGCUCAUAGCCGAGGGGGUCGCUGGCCCUGAAAAGGGUGGUGGUGCGGGCGCUGCAGCUUCGGCAUCAGCUGCUGCUGGUGAAUGGGACAAUGCCAUCGAGCACUCUGACUACCGUGCGAAGUUGGCGCAGAUUCGCCAGAUCUACCACCAGGAGCUGGACAAGUAUGAGAAUGCUUGCAAUGAGUUCACCACCCACGUGAUGAACUUACUCCGCGAGCAGAGCCGCACCAGGCCUAUCACACCUAAGGAAAUUGAGCGCAUGGUGCAGAUCAUCCACAAGAAGUUCAGCUCCAUCCAGAUGCAACUGAAGCAGUCCACCUGCGAGGCCGUCAUGAUACUGCGCUCACGUUUCCUCGACUCGCGUCGGAAGCGGCGCAACUUCACCAAACAAGCGCUCGAGCUGCUCAACGAGUACUUCUACUCGCACCUCGCCAACCCCUACCCCAGCGAGGAGGUCAAGGAGGAGCUCGCCAGGAACUGUGGGAUUACUGUAUCACAGGUGUCGAAUUGGUUCGGUAACAAACGCAUUCGUUACAAGAAGAACAUCGGCAAGGCGCAGGAGGAGGCCAACUUGUACGCCGCUAAGAAAGCUGCCGACUUGCCUUGGGUUGGCGCGGGGCGCGAUGCUAGCUCACCGCCCGCCAGAGCUUCGGCAUAUUACACUGCAGGCGCGUCGCCGUACUCGAUGGGCGCGGCGUCCGGCACGGCCACGCCGAUGAUGUCGCCGGCGCCGACGCAGGACUCCAUGGGCUACUCGCUGCCGGCGCCGGGCUACGACCAGCCGCAGCCCAGCUACGACGGCUCCAUGGGCUACGACCCCAUGCACCAGGACCUGUCGCCGUAGGUGCUCCGCCGCACCCGACCCUCAGGUUACGGGUAUGACGCAUAAAUUGUGCAGCUUCCACAGAAUUGCCAUUUACAUUUACUAUUAUUAUGUUAAGUAGGUCAGACUAUACUUACGACCGCUACUUACGCCGGCGCGACACCGGCCGGCGCGCCUAGCCUUAGAACAUAGGACAUUGUAUACUACACAAUAUACCUUAGACUACAUAAUAUUAUUAGCGAUAUUUUUGGAAGGAAAUGUAAUGAAUCGUAUUUUUAUUUGUAUUACAAACUAUACGACUGGCACCCAGUAUUUGUUUAACGUUUAUAAUAUACAAUUUAUUUUAUUAUUAUAAUAAUAUAGUCAUUUUAUUAUAAAUUAAUUUUCAAUGGCAACUAUUUUAUAGUAUUAUGAUUUUAAUCCGAGAAGUUGUUUUAAAAUCUUUUUGUUUAUAUUUUAUUGUUUUUCGGAAAGUAAUUAUUUGGGCAGUAUUAGUAAUUUAUAUACAAAAGUAAAUCAUCACAUCGAUACGGCGGGGAUCUCGUGUUUCUAUUCGUUCUAAUAAUCUUUUACUCUACGGUGGUUAUAAUUAUACGAUAGAUGUAAGUGAAUCUAGUGUAAUAUUUAAUUGUAAGUAUUCAGAUAUUUUGUGCUGACUAGUGUCCUCUACGAGUGCGUCCGUGGACUGCCACGCUUGGAAACUGUACUACUUGCCGACACUCUACUCAUGAGAAAACUAACGAAAUGAAACAUGCGAUGCUUUCAUACGACGAUGUAUACGCUGUACAAGUGAAAACAGUAUCGUUUUCACACGCCCGGCCUCCUCCAACAAUAAUAUUAAACACGCAUUUUAUAAUUAUAAAAUAAGUACAGAUAGAGUUAAAUAAUAAACCUUAGUACGAGCACGAUCACUGCACUACCUAUGUAUACGCAAUCGAAUAUAUUUAUAAUUAUAUUUUUAUAUACAUUUAUUAUUGUUGGACUAUAAAUUGUAUUGUAAACAUGUACUAACUAAUUAUCAUGUCGGGAAGUAGUAUUGCUCCAAGUAUCAACAUGUGAGCGCGGGCGCACAGUCUUGUGUGCAAUUUUAAUAUUUUAUUAGCAAUGGUUGUGUUAGUAUCGCGCACACGCAACUUGGCAUGAACUGAUUUAAAUGUGGAAUCGUUUUAAAAUACCAGUCUGUUAUUAUUGUUAUUUUCAAGCAGGUUUUGUAUAAGAGGCCGGCUGUACAGCAGACCUCAAGGUAUGUGCAUCACGUAUUCGGUCUGUAACAUGUAACAACGGCCUAAGUGACGGUAAAUCAGGAGUUGUGAAUAUCAGAACAAAAUAUUUUAACUGUCGUGGUGCUAUGAUGUUGGUAGCACAAUUUUAUUUUACUUGUUAGCCAUAAGUUAAAUGUUAUUUCAUUUCGUCGUACAUUUUCAUCGAAGCAUAACAAGAUCUUAACGAUUGUAACUUAAAUUAGUUCCACUUAGUGAUAGUUUGGAUAUGAAAAAUGCUAGAAUUAAGUUAAUGUGUUCUAAAACAAAAUAUCUGAAACAGUAUACGAGAUAAAAACGAAAAUUUAAUUGAUGUUUUAACGCUGUGGAACAUUGUAAUUUCGCGUGCCGCCACCGAUCGCACGUUUCUUACUCGUUCACGAUAAAUUAUUUAUUAUAAUGGUUAUAAAGUAACGUUAACAUAGUUCCCAUAGACGGGCGGGGCGGCGCGACACACAUGUAUACGACGACGAGUUCAAUGUUAUUGCGACCAUCAGAUUGACUAAAAUACAUUUUUGUGUAGUUAA
Messenger RNA from Spodoptera frugiperda (fall armyworm), 3135 nucleotides. It is a transcript of the gene exd, whose product is annotated as homeobox protein extradenticle. Gene Ontology annotation, cellular component: nucleus. Gene Ontology annotation, molecular function: DNA-binding transcription factor activity, RNA polymerase II-specific; RNA polymerase II cis-regulatory region sequence-specific DNA binding. Gene Ontology annotation, biological process: animal organ morphogenesis; embryonic organ development; neuron development. NCBI's taxonomy places the organism in Eukaryota, Metazoa, Arthropoda, Insecta, Lepidoptera, Noctuidae. The record is from RefSeq and is a predicted model, not a curated record. The transcript has 9 exons. Bases 201 to 1370 code for a protein of 389 amino acids.